Alnus glutinosa is the source of this 4554-nucleotide messenger RNA. RefSeq lists its product as uncharacterized. The record is from RefSeq and is a predicted model, not a curated record. The transcript is spliced from 6 exons. NCBI's taxonomy places the organism in Eukaryota, Viridiplantae, Streptophyta, Magnoliopsida, Fagales, Betulaceae. The coding region runs from base 136 to 4107 and encodes 1323 amino acids. Gene Ontology annotation, molecular function: protein binding.
CAGAUCUGCAUCUUGAGCCCACUACAUCAGGAAAUUUAUUGAAACGCUGUCGUUUCGCUUCUGCAUUUCUUCUUAUUUCUCUUGAGGCGUCAGAUCUGCUUCUGCUGUUUUUCUCGGAGUACAUCAGGAAAGGAAAUGGGUACAAACUCUCUUGCUUUUUUCUUCAACCGUUAUUGUCAUGUAAAAAGGGUUUCUUUCCAUACUCCAAUUUAUUAUUAUUAUUGUCGUGGUUUCAGUGGUAGAGAUAUUGUGGAAAGCCCCAAUCAGUUCUUGAAAUCUGUGAGAGAUCGAUGCAGAUCUCGAAGCUUAAGGAAUCUUGAUGAUGCCUUGGGCUUGUUUGAUAGAAUGCUUCCCAUGCACCCUUUGCCUUCCCUUGUGGAUUUUAAUCAAUUGCUGACUGCAAUUGCAAGAAUGAAGCAUCACUCAACCGUGAUUUCUCUGAUUAAAGAAAUGGAACUGUCAGGAAUUACUCCCGAUGUAUAUACUAUGGGCAUUCUGAUUAAUUGCUUCUGCCAUUUGAAUCAGUUGGAUUUCGGCUUCUCUAUCUUAGCUAGAAUUUUGAAACUUGGUUUUCAACCAGACUGUAUAAUUCUUAGUACUCUUGUCAAGGGGCUCUGUCUUCAAGGUAACAUUACUGAAGCUGUGAAGCUGGUUAACAAAAUGGAGAAAAUAGGCUAUAACCCUGAUACAAUUACUUAUGGAACAUUAAUGAACGGUUUGUGUAAAAUAGGUGAGACCAGGGUGGCUAUUACGUUGUUAAGAAAGAUGGAUGAAGGAAAUCUUGAACUUAAUGUAGUGAUGUAUAACAUAAUAAUUGAUAGUUUAUGUAAGGACAGAUCGGUAACUGAAGCUUUGACUUUUUUCUCCGAAAUGACGAAUAGAGGAAUUCAGCCAGACGUUUGCACUUACAAUUCUUUAAUUCACGGCCUAUGCAAUUUUGGCCGGUUGAAAGAAGUAACUAAACUAUUGAAUAAGAUGGUAGAAAGGAAAAUCAUGCCAGAUUUGCAUACAUUCAACAUAGUAGUGGACACACUUGGCAAAGAGGGGAUGUUGACGGAGGCUGAAGAAGUUUUUGAUGUGAUGAUUCAAAGAGGCAUAGAGCCUGAUACAAUCACUUACAAUUCUAUGAUUGACGGUUAUUGUUUGCAAAAUAGAAUGGAUGAAGCUGUUAAAACAUUUAAUACGAUGGUUCGAAAGGGUUGUUCGCCUUCUAUUGUUAGCUAUAACAUAUUGAUCCAUGGAUAUUGCAAAAAUAAAAGAAUUGAUGAGGCAAUGAGUCUCUUUCCUGAAAUGUCCACAAAGGGAAUUUUUCCCAAUGUUGUCACUUACAGUACUCUUAUCGGUGGGUUUUGCCGAGUUGGGAGACCUAAGAAUGCAUUAGAGCUACUCCAUGAGAUGCAACGUUAUGACCAACAUCCUGAUUGCCAAACUUAUGCUAUUUUGUUAGAUGGGUUGUGUAAGAGUCUACACUUUCCAGACGCAAUGGCAUUGUUUCAAGAGAUGGAAGACAAAAUUUUACACCAUGAUAUUGUGAUUUAUAACAUCUUGAUUGAUGGUAUGUGUAAUGCUAGGAAACUUUUGACUGCAAGAGAACUCUUUAAUACUCUUCCUACCAAAGAUUUGCAAGCUAAUGUUUGGACUUACAGUAUAAUGAUCAAAGGGCUUUGCAAAGAGGGACUAUUAAAGGAAGCGAGGGUGCUAUUUGAUCAAAUGGAGGAAAAUGGUUGUUCACCUAACCAUUUCACAUAUAACACAAUCAUCCAAGGCUUCUUGCAAUAUAAUGAGACAUUAUGGGUAGUGAAAUACCUCCAAAGGAUGGUUAACAAUGGUUUCUCAGCAAAUGCGACCACCACAAGCAUUUUGAUUGAUCUUUUGUCCACUAAACAGGCAGAUAAAACAUUACAAGAAUUCUUUCAAAAGUCUGUUGAGCUUUGCGAUGAUGAUGAGUUUAUCGUGUUAGCAUGUGAUGGCAUCUGGGAUUGCAUGUCAAGCCAGCAACUAGUAGAUUUUAUUCAUGAACAACUAAGCAUGGAAAGCAAGCUUUCUGUGGUGUGUGAGAGAGUACUUGAUAGGUGUUUGGCACCGUCAACAGCUGGUGGUGAGGGAUGUGACAACAUGACCAUGAUCUUGGUGCAGUUCAAGAAACCCACUGCGUCCGUUGAUGACCAAUCCUCACCGUCCAAACCAGCUGAUCAUCUUGAAUCAAAGCUGGAGGAAAACGGCGCAAAACAAAAAUCAGAUCUCUCCAUUCUCAGGCUUAGAACCCAGACCUCUCCAUCGUCGGAACCGGAACGUUUGUUUCCGGAGAUUGUGAAAGUUUCUCUUACAUUUCUUGAGCAUCAGAUCUGCUUCCUCUUCUGUUUAUUUCUCUUGAGCCAUUGCAUCAGAUCGGCUGAAAUGGGUACGACUGCUAAGCCUACAAAUUCUCUUGCUUUCUUCUUCAAUCAUUUGCGUAUGGAUCCUCGUUAUUCUCAUGCAAGGGUUUCUUUCCAUGCUCUAAAUUUUUAUUUUUAUUAUUAUUGUCGUAGUUUUAGUGCUACUUCUGCUAACGCUACCAAUUGUGGUAGAGAUAUUGUGGAAAGCCCCAAUCAGUUCUUGCAAUCUGUGAGAGAUCGAUGCAGAUCUCGAAGCUUAAGGAAUCUUGAUGAUGCCUUACCCCUGUUUCAUAGAAUGCUUCGCAUUUACCCUUUGCCUUCCCUCGUGGAUUUUAAUCAAUUGCUGGGUGCAAUUGCAAGAGCGAUGCAUCACUCAACUGUGAUUUAUCUGAUUAAAGAAAUGGAAAUGUCAGGAAUUGCUCCCGAUGCUUGUACUCUAAGGAUUCUGACUAAUUGCUUCUGUCAUUUGCGUCGGGUGGAUUUUGGCUUCUCUAUCUCAGCAAGAAUUUUGAAACUUGGUUUUCAACCGGAUUCUAUAAUUCUUAAUACUCUUGUCAAGGGGCUCUGUCUUCAGGGUAGAAUUGUUGAAGCUGUGAAGUUGGCAAACAAAAUGGAGAAGAUAGGCUAUAAACCUGAUGCAGUUACUUAUGGAACAUUAAUGAAUGGUUUGUGUAAAAUAAGUGCGACAAAUGUGGCUCUUGGGUUGCUUCAGAAGUUGGAAGAACGAAAUCUUGAACUUAAUGUAGUGAAGUAUAACAUAAUAAUUGAUAGUUUAUGUAAGAACAUAUCAGUAAUUGAGGCUUUGAAUUUUUUCUCCGAAAUGACAAAGAAAGGAAUUCAGCCAGACAUUUUCACUUACAAUUCUUUAAUUCAGGGCCUAUGCAAUUUCAACCGGUGGAAUGAGGUAACUAAACUAUUGAAUGAGAUGGUGCAACGAAAAAUCAUGCCAGAUGUGCGGACAUUCAACAUAUUGGUAGUCACACUUGGCAAAAAAAAGAUGUUGAAAGAGGAAAAAGAAGUUUUUGAUGUGAUGAUUCAGAGAAGCAUUGAGCCUGAUACAAUCACUUACACUUCUAUGAUUGGCUGUUAUUGUUUGCAAAAUAGAAUGGAUGAAGCAGUCAAAACAUUUAAUACGAUGGUUGAGAAGGGUUGUUCGCCUUCUAUUGUUAGCUAUAACAUAUUGAUUCAUGGAUAUUGUAAAAAGAGAAGAAUUGAAAAGGCGAUGAGUCUCUUUCGUGAAAUGUCCACAAAGGGAAUUUUUCCAGAUGUUGUCACUUACAAUACUCUUAUUGGUGGGUUUUGCCGAGUUGGGAGACCUAAGAAUGCAUUAGAGCUAUUCCAUGAGAUGCAAUGUUGUGGCCAACUUCCUGAUUGCCAAACUUAUGCUAUUUUGUUAGAUGGCUUGUGUAAGAAUCUACACUUUCAAGAGGCAAUGACAUUGUUUCAUGAGAUGGAAGACAAAAAGUUACACCUUGAUAUUGUGAUUUACAACAUCUUGAUUGAUGGUAUGUGUAAUGCUGGGAAGCUAACGACCGCAAGAGAACUUUUUAAUACUCUUCCUACCAAAGGUUUGCAACCUAAUGUUUGGACUUUCAAUAUAAUGAUCAAAGGGCUUUGCAAAGAGGGAUUACUAAAUGAAGCGAGGGAGCUAUUUGAGAAAAUGGAGGAAAAUGGUUGUUCACCUGACCAUGUCACAUAUAAACACAUUUAUCCAAGGCUUCUUGCAACAUAAUGAGACAUCAUGGACAAGGAAAUACCUCCAAAGGGUGGUUAACAACGGUUUCUUAGCAAAUGCGACCACUGCAACCAUUUUGAUUGACUUUUUGUCCACUAAACAGGCAGAUAAAACAUUACAAGAAUUCUUUCAAAAGUCUGUGUGAAAGCUUUCUAGUUCUUCAACCUACAUGACAAAAUUCAUAUUCCAACCUUUGAUGAGUCAAUCUGUAAGGAAUAAAUACCUAUUUGCUGCAAGUCAUUAAGAAACGUUGUACACAUCAUGGUCGAGUUUAAGAGCUGAGAGGCAUAUUGAGGACCGGACAAUCCAUUUAUUUUUGUAGGGAAACGAGUGCUGUAGUGUGAAAUCCUGCUGCAAGAAUUAGCUUUUUUUUGCUGCCGGAGUUUCUUCGAGGGAAUCCACAAAAGCAGUUCUUCCGGAAAUUACUUAGCAUUUGGUUCUUCA